Molecule: messenger RNA, 831 nt
Organism: Mesorhabditis spiculigera
Lineage: Eukaryota; Metazoa; Nematoda; Chromadorea; Rhabditida; Rhabditidae
Source: the annotation of a GenBank genome assembly
AUGCGGAAGGGUCGACUCGCCCCCAGCCGCCCCAGCCCAUCGGAAGAGCCUUGGCGCGGCCAUAUGGUGUUCAACAUGGCGUUCAGCGAUCUGGUGUGGGUCGGGCUGUUUAUCACCGCCGUUGCCGCCGCCGCCUACCUAUUUCCGCGGACGACCGAGGCGUGGCCAAUCUGGUGGUACUGCUUGGGGACGGCGGCUGCGAUUGCCGUGGUCCGAUGGGUGAUCCGUCCCAUCUACCAGUGGUGGUCACGCUACAGUAUGCGCAGCUACCGUAUGCUAGCGCUGCUGCUCUUCAUCCUCACCAGCCACGCCGUCGUGGGCAAGAAGAGGAGCCCAUUCCCUUCUCCCCUCGCUCAUACGAUCUAUAGCAGCCCGGAGAACCCAACGGAAGAGCCUUGGCGCUGCAACUACAAGCUGGUGCUCGGUGAUCUAUUGUGGGUCUCGCUCUUCAUCACCGCCGUUGCUUCCUACCUAUUUCCAGCGGACGACCGAUGCCUGGCCAAUCUGGUGGUACGGCCUGGUCAUCGUGACCGCGAUUCUCUUGCUCCAAUGGGCGAUUCGUCGCUGUAUCCCAUGGGCAUCCCGCUGCAUCAUUUGGGGGCCAUCGCCGAACGGACGCUGGGCUCCGUGCUUCCUCGCCGGCUGGUUCUCGCCUUGGGAGUACAGGGAGGCUAUCUGACCAACGAGAGGCGCCCAGACAGCUACUGUCGCUUUGUUAAUAAGGAUCGGAACAAGCCCGAGCUCGAGGUGUACACGGAAUGGGCGGACCUGCCGGCCCACGUCGCCGAUCAGCUGUUCAACCAAAGCGUCCGCGAGGGCAAUAUUCUGUGG